GUUUUACUGUUCUUCUUCCAGCAACCAGCACUUCCUCUUCUUUCCGUUCUUCUCCUCUUCUGGUAAAUUUGGCUCUGUCUCUGCCGUUGUGUGGUUUGAUGUUUAUUUUACCAUAACCAACUCGUAUUCUGUUUCUUAUCUUUCUUGGAUUCUCUUCUUAUUUUGGUUCUGGUUCAUAAUAAUCCUCCGAAUCAAACCUUAACUACUCCUAUUACUUCAACUACUCCCCCUACCACUGUCACCUUUGGAGCCCCAGGCUUCCUUUCCACCUGAUUCUUUGUUCAGGCAAACAAGACUCGUGCCUUCGGUGGCGUUUUUUGCCCAGGGCUGAAGAUGAGUGGAGCUGUGUUUGUAGCUAUUGCUGCUGCAAUUGGUAACUUACUACAAGGAUGGGAUAAUGCAACUAUAGCUGGUGCAGUACUCUACAUAAAGACGGAAUUUCAUUUGGAAACAGCACCAACUGUGGAAGGUCUCAUCGUGGCCAUGUCACUUAUUGGCGCCACUUUGAUCACCACAUUUUCAGGUGGAAUUGCUGAUUGGCUCGGUCGCCGUCCUAUGCUGAUAAUCUCUUCGGUUCUUUAUUUUGUGAGUGGUCUUGUGAUGUUGUGGGCUCCUAAUGUGUAUGUCCUGCUUUUGGCGAGGCUCCUCGAUGGGUUUGGAAUUGGUUUGGCCGUUACGUUAGUUCCUAUCUAUAUAUCUGAGACAGCACCGCCAGAAAUUAGGGGUUUACUGAACACGUUACCUCAGUUUACUGGUUCCCUAGGAAUGUUUGUCUCAUACUGCAUGGUCUUUGGGAUGUCAUUGAUGGACUCUCCUAGUUGGAGAUUGAUGCUUGGGUUCCUCUCAAUUCCAUCCAUUGUAUAUUUUGUAUUAGCCGUGUUUUUUUUGCCGGAGUCACCUAGAUGGCUCGUUAGUAAGGGGCGGAUGCUGGAGGCAAAGCAGGUUUUGCAACGGCUCCGGGGAAGGGAUGAUGUAACUGGUGAGUUUUCUUUGGCCUUUCGAUCUCCAUCUAUUAAUUAGGAGGUUCAAAUAAUAGAAUGAGUGACACAAGAAUUGCUAACUUUUCGACUUGCACAAGGUAGCAUUUUCCUGUUAGCAAAUUAACCUGACACUGUGUCCUCCCUAUUUAAUGAGUUGGAUGCUGAAAGAAUUAACUCCUUCUUGUGGCUGUUCCAUAUGCGUGUGUUUCUAUGCUGAUGGCUAUAUGUUAAGGAUUGAGUGAAUAGUAUCCUAGUAUAAAAGAUAUUGAUAAAAAUUACCUAAGUAGGAGAAUUAAGAAAGUUGUUCGGUGAUUCACAAGUAUUUUGUUGAUUCAUUUUCGCUCUCAAAAUAAUUGCAGUGGAGCUUGUGCAGGUGAUUUUUUCACUUCAGUUAUUUUGUGCUACAGGUGAAAUGGCACUAUUAGUUGAAGGCCUAGGCAUUGGUGGUGAAACACAUAUUGAGGAAUAUAUCAUUGCUCCUGCGGAUGAACUUGCUGACGAUCCGGAUCAAAGUGCAGAGGCUGAAAAGAUUAGGUUAUACGGACCAGAAGGAGGAGCCUCAUGGAUUGCUCGCCCUGUCACUGGGCAGAGUGUUCUGAGCUUGGUAUCUCGCCAAGGAAGCUUAGCGAACCAGAACAUCCCCCUUAUGGAUCCUCUAGUGACCCUUUUUGGUAGUGUUCAUGAGAAGCUUCCAGAUACGGGAAGUAAAGGAAGCAUGUAUUUUCCGCACUUGGGCAGUAUGUUCAGUGUUGCAGGAGGAAAUCAACAUAGGAACGAAGAAGAAUGGGAUGAAGAGAGUCUCACGAGAGAGGGAGAGGAUUAUGCAUCUGAUGCUGCUGCAGGUGAAUUCGAGGACAACUUGCAUAGCCCGUUAAUAUCACGCCAGACAACUAGCAUGGAAAAAGACAUGGUUGCUCCUCAUCAUUCACAUGGAAGUAUUUUGAGCAUUAGGCAGGAUAGUGCUCUUCGAGUCGGAACUGAUGGAGAAAUGGCUAGUAGUACAGGUAUCGGUGGGGGAUGGCAACUUGCAUGGAAGUGGGUUGAGAAGGAAACUGAAGAUGGAAAGAAAGGAGGGUUUAAGAGAAUCUAUUUGCAUGAAGGUGGUGUUCCUGCUUCCCAUAGAGGUUCUUUAGUUUCGGUUCCUGGGGGUGAUGCACCGGCAGGUGGUGAAUACAUACAAGCUGCUGCAUUGGUGAGCCAGCCUGCUCUAUACUCCAAGGAACUUUUGGAUCAGCAUCCUAUUGGACCAGCAAUGAUUCAUCCAUCUGAAGCUGCAGGAAAAGGGCCAAACUGGAAGGACCUGUUGGAACCAGGAGUCAAGCAUGCUUUGGUUGUUGGAAUCGGAAUUCAAAUACUUCAGCAGUUUUCAGGAAUAAAUGGUGUACUGUACUAUACUCCCCAGAUCCUGGACCAGGCAGGUGUUGGAGUUCUUUUGUCGAAUGUUGGAAUUAGCUCGACAUCCGCUUCUAUACUUAUUAGUGCCUUUACAACGUUGUUGAUGUUGCCUGCCAUAGCUAUCGCCAUGAGGCUGAUGGAUAUUUCGGGCAGAAGGAGCUUGUUACUCACCACAAUACCGGUCCUGAUUUUAACACUAAUCAUUUUAGUCAUCGGAAGUUUUAUAAAUUUCGGGAAUGUGGCGAACGCGGCAAUUUCAACAGUGAGUGUAAUCCUAUACUUCUUUUUCUUCGUCAUGGGGUUUGGUCCCAUUCCCAACAUACUCUGUGCAGAGAUAUUCCCAACCCGAGUACGCGGCAUCUGCAUUGCUAUAUGUGCCUUGACAUUUUGGAUCGGGGACAUCAUUGUCACAUAUACCCUCCCCGUGAUGCUAAGUACCGUUGGCCUUGGAGGCGUUUUUGGCAUUUACGCAAUUGUGUGUGUUGUUUCGUGGGUUUUUGUAUUCUUGAAAGUGCCGGAAACUAAAGGUAUGCCGCUUGAGGUGAUCAGUGAAUUCUUUUCUCUCGGUGCGAAGGCCUUGAAAAGUAAUUGAAAAGGAAAAUGGGGGAAGGCACUAGGGUUUUGUUGUCAAAAAUAUGGAUGGUGGGCGGGAUGGCAUCGAUAGUUUCAGUUUUGAGGUUAUCGGGUUGGUACUUUUUUUUUCCUUCCUUUUUUCCCCAGUUCUAUGUAAAAGCAGCUCUGUUAACGCAUAUAUUUGAUUUUGUUUAUUAGGAGAUAAAGUGGUGGGGUGAGGAGAUCACAUCAUUUGUUUAAUAGGAGAUUUGGUUGAGUAGGAAUGAGUAAUGUUUGGUUGUUUUGUGAGAUGGAAAUAUCAUGUGAAAAUGAUCAAAUAGAAGAAAUAAAGAGUAAAUCAUGUUUGAUGUAUUGAACAAAAGGAGGUAUAAAAAACAGGAUUGUAGGGGAGAUGGAGGAUUGAGAUAGUGUUUUUGGUGUAGCAAUAUGGCAGACGUGACGGUGAUUAAAAGAUGUCGUAACUAACGGCGUGAAGAGUAAAAAAGAAAGAAGUGUGAGGAAAAAAGAUUGUCAGGUGUGGUUUGUACACAUUUAGGGAAAAUAUUAGAUGUGCCAAUGAUUCCCUCGCGUCCUUAAUAUAUUUGAUUUGUUUAUCUUACGUUUCAGUUAAUAUAAAUUUUUAAUUAAAGAAAAAAUUUUAAAAAUAUAUACAUUUUUAAUUAAAAAAAAGUUUAAAAAUAUAUUUUCACAGGACAAAAAAUAUAUUUUAAAAAUAUAUACAUUUUUAAUUAAAGAAAAAAAUUUUAAAAUAUUUUUUCAAGAUCUUUUAUAUUAACGAUUGGAGGAACUAUUAGCUAAAGAUGUACUAUUAAAUAGGCAGCGGGGCUGUAUAAUAAUUGGUGUGCCAAUGUAUUAGCAAAAAAUGUGUUAAAUAGGCAGCGGAUAUGCCCCGAGAUUGUCUGACAUCUCUCUCUUCUCCCUUUUUCAAUUAAAAUUCAAAAGAGUAUGGUUGUCUCCAUUCACUUGGAGACGUCAGGAGGCUUCUCUUCUUCUUCCAGUUCAGAGCAGCGCCUAUUAUCGAUCUUGAUACGGUGUUCCUCCUCUUGUUGAUAGACCUCAAACUCUUCCAAAUCUUCAAAAGCCGCCAUUAAAGCCUCUUUAUUCUUUCCUUUACCCCCUUAAUUUUUGAAUUUGGACUUGAUAUUGAAAGUGUUGGUUCCAUCCCUUGGUUUUCCGCCAGAGGAAGGGUUGUGCGUCUUAGACAUGCGGUGGGUUAGCCCUGUAAUUGGAUGAGGAAUAUGCACUACUGUGUGAUUUUGAGUAUUUGAAAUUGGUUAAGAGGUACUCACAACAGUAUGCAUUGGUUGCUCGUUUUGAGUCUCAAUUCUGCAUUCUUGCACUGGAGUUUCAAUUGGGACGUGAACUGGAGAGAAUGUUGAAGGUUGUCCCUUUGGUGUUGCAAUUUCAUUCCCUUGAUUGGUCUUCUCACGUAAUAGCCCGGUAUGGUUGAUGAGAUUUGCUUGGACUUCUCGCAUGGUGGUUCAUGUGCAAUGGGUAAGCCUUUCUUGGGCUUAUACAUUAAGCCUUCCCUGACAUCAUUCUUUUUUUUUUACCCAUAUUACUACUUGAUUUGGGCAGAUCUUUUUUGUUUAUUGAAGGGCCCAUUUCGAAACUCUUUAGCCCAUUUGAUGAGGUGUUGAAAGUCGCCGCUUCUCUGUCAUCUUCAAAGGCUAAGGGAUUGAAUCUAGAACCAUAGAUAGUCGAUUUUGACCUGGUUGUUGCCAUUCUUUCAGUAGCCGUUGGAGCGCUCUUUCGAGCAGUUGGAAGCGCAUAUCUAGGUGGACCUCUCUUUGGGGCUUGCAUCCACUCUCACCCCAACAGGUCGUUGUGUUUGGACUGAUUUGGUACCGGAGGGAUUGGCAAUAUUGGACGUGUCUGCUAUUGGAGUGACCGGAUUCUCACUCAGAGUUUCCGAUAGUGCCGCUUCCAUAGCUCCGGCCGAAGAAGUAGGGCAGGCAUCAGUUAAGUGUCCAUAUUUUCCACAAGCGAAACAAAUCGUGGGUAAAUCUUCAUACUCAAUCUUCUAUGUCGCUUCAUCAACCACGACAGUUCCUUUUAGAGCCUCAGUUAGAUUCAAUUGGACAGCCACCCGGGCGUAUUUGUCCCGUUCCGCCGAUAACGUAUGUUGAUAUGGCUUAAUGAAAAUUCCAAUUGAUUUAACAACAUUGCGGAGGAUGUCUUCAUGGAAGUAUUCAAUUGGAAGUUCUGGAAUCCUGAUCCACGCAGCCACUGCUGACAAAUUCCCAGUUUUAGAAUUGAAUUUCUGAGUCCAUGGAGUAACUCUGAGCUAAUUACUGUAACUGUUGCAAUUGACGUAGUCUCUGGUACCAAUUGUCCAUGGCCCGUUGAGAAUAACAUUGUUGUAGUCAUCUUCAUUGCUAGUGACCGUUGAUGGAGUCUGCAACUUCAAUUUCGCCUGUAGGCUGCCAGAUUGCCAUGAGUUGGUUGUACAACGCUUGGUAGCCUACAGUUCUUCCAAGAGGACUUACUAUAACUGAGAAUCCCAUAGAUUCUCUCAUUUGGAUCUGAACAUUAUGCAAAAAUUUCACGGAACCAACUCCGUUAGUCAUUUCAUGGAUGACAUCAGAAUCAUGUACCUUAACUUGCUUCCUCGGAGGCAUUUUUAUUUUCUCACUUUGUUGCGUUUUAAGAAUUGCUUCCUUGAAAGAUAAAUUAUCUGCCGUUUGGCUUGCCUCUUCUCUGUUCUUGACCUUUUUUGUUGCUGGAUUUCCGUCAUCCUGCUCCAAAGGGGCUGGGACCUCAGUCUCCAUGUCCAUCUUUAGUCUUUAUACACUAACUUUAAAGAGAGCGUUCAGAGCUACAAGAGAGAGAAACCUCUGGACCAAGAUUCUAGUACAAC
Oldenlandia corymbosa var. corymbosa is the source of this 5808-nucleotide messenger RNA. The record is from the annotation of a GenBank genome assembly. Lineage: Eukaryota; Viridiplantae; Streptophyta; Magnoliopsida; Gentianales; Rubiaceae.